AUGAAAGCCGACGCCUCUGGUGAUGUCCCAGUACCAACAGCUAAGCAGUUAAGACAGCUCGAGAAACGGGAACGUCGAAAGAAGUAUGCCGAUUUGGCCAUUCAAGGAACUAAUAACUCGUCGAUCACCUCAAAGAGGUCGGUGGAAAAACUGUAUUUGACCAAACUUGGUACCAAUAGGAACGUUGAUCCCUCCAAAGAGGAUAUAGAGUACUUCAAAUAUUUUGUCAGCAAACCUUUUCGACGUUCGCCUUGCAUCAAUAGAGGAUACUGGCUUCGAAUCCAUGCGAUAAAGUCUCGAAUAGACUGUAUAUUGGCGCAGACCAGGGGAGCUGUUUGCAUAGUGAACCUUGGGUGUGGUUACGAUCCGCUGCCCUUUCAGCUGCUAGACCCUGAAAAUGUUGACAAUGUCAGACACGGUGGAAGGCUCAGCUUCAUCGAUCUCGACUACAACGACCUGAUUCAUAAUAAAAUCGGCAUAAUCUGUCGCGCGACGGAACUUGUCAAGAUUGUCGGACAAUACAAGGGAGCUGAGGGUGCUUUGCAUCAUUUCGAAGCGGGUAAAUACAUGAUGGCCUCGUGCGAUAUGAAUGACCAAAUAGCAUUUAAAAGCGUUCUGAAAAGAGCGGAUUUGGAUCAUCCUGAAAUUGUCAAAAUAUUUAUCGCAGAGGUAUCUCUUGCCUAUAUGGAGGGGCGGAAAGCAGAUGAAAUCGUAUCCUCUUGCUCAGCUUUCCCUAAUUCCCAUUUUUUGAUGCUCGAACAGCUCUUGCCAGCGGGGCCCCACGAGGCUUUCUCAAGACAAAUGUUGAGACAUUUUAUCAAAAAUGAUUCUCCUCUGCAGACUGUCACUACGUAUCCUACUCUUGCGGCUCAGAAAGAGCGUUUUGAAACCUUAGGAUUCCCUACGGUGAAUCAUGGGAGUAUGUUUGACCUUUGGAACACAGUUGACGAAAACGUCAGGCGUCAAAUCGAAGAUGUCGAGGUUUUCGAUGAGCUUGAGGAAUUUCUCUUGUUCUGUCAUCAUUACAUGAUAUGCCAUGGAACAAAUUCCGCGAUUAAUAUUUUUCCGAAAUUACUGAAGCCGUCUUUUGGAGUUUUUUCAGAGGUUUUGAAGCUACGUAUGAACUUUUUAAGUUCUCCGAGUUCCGCAGAAGGUUUUUGGCGCAGAAAAUUUGGUGCCUCUGCAGUUGUGGGCAAUAAGAUGAUUUACGCGGCGGGCUGUUCGAACGCUCGCCGCAAUGAUAUUUCAUCCUACUCAUUUCUCUCUAGAAGCUGGACAGAUGUCACGCCUGAAGCGAAAUUGGCUCCUCGGAUGUGCCACACUCUGACAGCUUUAAGCGAACGCUUGGCUGUUAUGAUUGGUGGAAGAGGUGGGCCGUCCAAGCCUUGUAGUGAGGUGUGGCUGCUUAAAGAGGAUGAAAAUGAUGGAUGGCAUUGGAUCAAACGUAAGGAUCUACCGGAAGAAAGAUUCCGCCAUGAGGCUUGCGCGCUGAAUGCUCAUCAGAUGCUGAUUUAUGGAGGGGUCACUGAGGGACCAGUUGCAUUAAUUUAUGAUUUAAACGAUGAUAUGUUUUAUGACACAAAAAUUGAUGAUAUUUUACCAAAGUUAAUUUCUCCAGGUUUUGCAUAUGAUCCCGUCCAACAAGUCGGCGCUAUUGUGGGCGGCCAGCGAUCAAAUGGUGAAAUCUCUGAUGAACUUAUCGUUUUCGAAUGUAACCCCGCUAGAAAACAAGUCUUUGUUAAAGCGACUUUCAAAAACUCUUACUUUAGCAGAUUCGGCUCGAAAGCGCUGUUUGUUUCCUCCCAAAAAGUACUCAUCGGCGGUGGAGUAAGUCCAUGGGUUUUAUUUGAUCACCUCACCACGUUCAUUGAAGUGAACAUUGCAACGGGCUCUGUUGCUUUAGUCGAAAUUCCCCCUCUGAUUUGGAAGGAUGAUGCACCCAUGCUAGUUGGAUUUGAAAUGCAAAAAGACCCCACCGGACGAGUGUUAGUUUUUGGAGGAGGCGCUGUAUGCUAUGGCUUCGGAGCAGUAUGGAAUAGGGCUUUGAGUCUGGAUAUUACAUAA
This is a messenger RNA of Lachancea mirantina, 2064 nucleotides long. Lineage: Eukaryota; Fungi; Ascomycota; Saccharomycetes; Saccharomycetales; Saccharomycetaceae. The record is from the annotation of a GenBank genome assembly.